Piliocolobus tephrosceles (Ugandan red Colobus) is the source of this 1341-nucleotide messenger RNA. Its product is annotated as all-trans-retinol 13,14-reductase-like. The record is from RefSeq and is a predicted model, not a curated record. The transcript is spliced from 6 exons. NCBI's taxonomy places the organism in Eukaryota, Metazoa, Chordata, Mammalia, Primates, Cercopithecidae. Gene Ontology annotation, cellular component: endoplasmic reticulum membrane. Gene Ontology annotation, molecular function: all-trans-retinol 13,14-reductase activity. Gene Ontology annotation, biological process: retinol metabolic process. The annotation marks the transcript as partial.
ACCCUCAGCCAAGCACUUGUGCCUGCAGGUGUCAGUGUGAAGAAGGGGCAUGAGCUGGUGAACAUCUAUUGCCCCGUCGUGGUCUCCAACGCAGGGCUGUUCAACACCUAUGAGCACCUACUGCCGGGGAAUGCCCGCUGUCUGCCAGGUGUGAAGCAGCAGCUGGGGAUGGUGCGGCCUGGCUUAGGCAUGAUGUCUGUUUUCAUCUGCCUGCAAGGCACCAAGGAGGACCUGCGUCUGCCAUCCACCAACUACUAUGUUUACUAUGACACGGACAUGGACCAGGCGAUGGAGCGCUACAUCUCCAUGCCCAGGGAAGAGGCUGCGGAACACAUCCCUCUUCUGUUCAUCUCUUUCCCGUCAGCCAAGGAUCCGACCUGGGAGGAGCGAUUCCCAGACCGGUCCAGCAUGAUCAUGCUCAUACCCAGCGCCUACGAGUGGUUUGAGGAGUGGCAGGCGGAGCCGAAGGGAAAGCGGGGCAGCGACUAUGAGACCUUCAAAAACUCCUUUGUGGAAGCCUCUAUGUCAGUGGUCAUGAAACUGUUCCCACAGCUGGAGGGGAAGGUGGAGAGUGUGACUGCAGGAUCCCCACUCACCAGCCAGUUCUACCUGGCUGCUCCCCGAGGUGCCUGCUACGGGGCUGACCAUGACCUGGGCCGCCUGCACCCUCGUGCGAUGGCCUCCUUGAGGGCCCAGAGCCCCAUCCCCAACCUCUACCUGACAGGCCAGGAUAUCUUCACCUGUGGGCUGCUCGGGGCCCUGCAAGGUGCCCUGCUGUGCAGCAGUGCCAUCCUGAAGCGGAACUUGUACUCAGACCUUAAGGAUCUUGGCUCUGGGAUCCAGGCACAGAAGAAGAAUUAGUUCCAUCAGGGAGGAGUCAGAAGAAUCUGCCCAAUGGCUGGGGCAUCUCCCUUGACUUACCCAUAAUGUCUUUCUGCAUUAGUUCCUUGCACAUAUAAGGCACUCUAAUUUGGUUCUGAUUCCUGAAGAGAGACCUAGUUUAAAUCACAAUUCCGAAUCUGGGGCAAUGGAAUCAUUGCUUCCAGCUGGGACAGGUGAAAUCUUUAAACCUUCCAUAAUAUGCCGUCCCUACUAACAAGAUAUUGACUUGGAUAGCUUGAUGUCUCAUGACGAGCAGCACUCUGCAUCCCUCACCCAUGCCUCCUCACUCAGUGAUCAAAGAGAAAAUUCCAUUGGUGGAUAGAACCCCUGGCAGUGUUGUCAGCUAAAGCUGGUGGGUUCAGUUCUGUCCUGAGGCCUCUGCUCUCAUUCACUUAGUGCUGUGCUGCACAGUUCUACACUGUCGAGGGAGAAGGGAGACUAAUGAGGCUUAACUCAAAA